This is a messenger RNA of Patella vulgata (common limpet), 2229 nucleotides long. RefSeq lists its product as uncharacterized. Gene Ontology annotation, biological process: proteolysis. NCBI's taxonomy places the organism in Eukaryota, Metazoa, Mollusca, Gastropoda, Patellidae. Gene Ontology annotation, molecular function: cysteine-type peptidase activity. The record is from RefSeq and is a predicted model, not a curated record. The transcript has 19 exons. Bases 773 to 1759 code for a protein of 328 amino acids.
GAUCCUCGCGGGUUAUUUCAAAACAUAAAUAAAUAAGUAUUAUUUGAGAUAUUUUACUAUUUAUCCGACGUUAAACAUCAACGAGAAAAGAAGGCACUGAUAUUUAAUUAUUCUGAAUGAACAGGGUGAAACCAUUAAUUAAAAGAUGUCAUCUGUUAAGGCUUGGAAAGCCUUGAAAUUAAAGAUUAAGAAAUACAACGACAAGAAUCCAACGGCCAAUGUCAUUUGCAUUGGCAUGGUAAACAACAAUUAUGUUGGCUGUGGCAGCUCAAAAAUGAUGAGCAAAUUUUAUGAAAAUGAGAAAGUUGUAGAGCUGUACCGAGAAGCAGUAAACAGUCAACAAUUUUUUGGUGAUGAGCCUAGUUAUAUGCCGAAAACAACUGUAUCAACCUAUCUAAAUAAAACUGCGACUGAGAUGGAUGUGCAUGAGAUGCGAUCGGUCAUCACAUCUUUACUUUUAAAAUCAGAUGCCAUUACUAUUUAUUGUUGAUGUUGAUGUUGGAUUGUACUGGAUCACUGACAUGCUAAAGAACAAAGAAGAAAUUUUUUUGAUAAGGAUAGUAAUUGUCCAGUAUGGUGGGGGAUCACUGAUGUCCCAUUCUGUUCUUUAAAUCACCCAAAAGGAGGACAACCACGGGCAAAAAAGGAACAAUUGGUUAAAUUAAUCAAAUCAGCACAGGAAUAUUUUAAUAUUAAACCAAAUAGAAAUAAGCUUACACCAAGUGAUGAAAUUAACGCUGAAGAAAUUGAAGAAAUUAACGCUGAAGAAGAAAUGAACGCUGAAGAAAUUGAAGAAAUUAACGCUGAAGAAAUUGAAGAAAUUAACGCUGAAGAAGAAAUUAACGCUGAAGAAGAAAUUAACGCUGAAGAAAUUGAAGAAAUUAACGCUGAAGAAAUUAAUGCUGAAGAAAUGAGUGACAACUCUGAGAAUAUAGAAAGAUAUAUACAUAGUAUUUGGCAGAAAAGACACAAUACUAGAGAAAACCAUCUACUAUUCAAUAUUGAAAAUAUUAAUAUCUAUACCAACACGAUACGUUUUGCUAAGGACAAGAUACCUGAUGAGGUGAUUGAUGCAUACAUGUUCUCUAUUAUAAGGCAGCAAAAGAGUAAUUACCAAUAUUUAAAGUGUACAUUGAUGUCAAUGAUAUUUGAUGUCAGGCAACAAGCUGCAGUAUCAGAGUUGGAAAUAGUUGGCGAGACAGUAAUUGGUGUACUGAAUAUUGGUUCCAACCACUGGAUGCUAAUAGUUAUAUACAUAAACACGAAAACAAUUCUACUGGUUGAUCCAUUGGGAGAGCUAGAAAGAUCAAAAAAAGAAAUACUACAGAACUGGAGAAAUUUCAUCAAUAUCAAUGAAUCAGUUUGUUCAACUGUUGAUGGUUGGGUGGUAAAUGGUAUUCCUCACCCCAAACAGCCUGAUAGUAUUUCUUGUGGAGUGCUAUGUCUAAAGUUUGCUGAAAAGAUAAUUAGCGGACUUGAAGUGUCAUUUUCUGUCACUGAUAAUGAUUUAUCCACUUAUAGAAUGGAAAUUUUAAAAACCAUUUUUAAAAUUCAAGGAAGCACCGUUUCAGAUAUCUGUAGAAUCUGCAGUACAAAAUAUCCAAAAGGUCAAGUUAAUAAUAUACAGUGGAUUGGCUGUGAUAAAUGCAUGGUGUUUUGGGUUCACUAUAAAUGUAUGAGAACACUGAAAACAUUCUCUGAGCUUUCUACCUUGGUAUAUAUAUGCCCUUUAUGUACAUACAUACCAUCAAAUUGGUAAGAGUUCAUAACCUGGAAUUCUAAGCUAUUGAGCAUUACACGAUUAUCUUAUAUCAAUGUAUAAAUUAUUAUAUAAUAUACAGGUUGUAUGAUAUAUUGGCAAUAUUUAAUAUCAAUGUAUAAAUUACUUUACUAUCUGAUAUAUAGACUAUAUAACUAUAUGAUAAUACUACUACAUUUACUCUCUGGCUUUAUUUAAUGUCAAUAUAUUUAUCCCUAUACAUGUAUCUAAGCUAUAUUUAAUAUCAAUUAUUACUGUAUAAUAUAAGGACUUUGUUUAUAAUGAUGUACAGGUUAUAUUUCAAAUUGGUAUAUCAAUUACUAUAUGAUGUACAGGUUAUAUUUGAUAUCAAUCAUUAAAUUACUAUAUGAUGUACAGGUUAUAUUUGAUAUCAAUAUGUAAAUUACUAAAUGAUGUACAUGUUAUAUUUGAUAUCAAUCGUUAAAUUACUAUAUGAUGGACAGGCUAUA